This is a messenger RNA of Centropristis striata (black sea bass), 4190 nucleotides long. RefSeq names its product papilin a, proteoglycan-like sulfated glycoprotein (gene paplna). Lineage: Eukaryota; Metazoa; Chordata; Actinopteri; Perciformes; Serranidae. The record is from RefSeq and is a predicted model, not a curated record. The coding region runs from base 42 to 3686 and encodes 1214 amino acids. Gene Ontology annotation, molecular function: serine-type endopeptidase inhibitor activity; metalloendopeptidase activity. Gene Ontology annotation, biological process: extracellular matrix organization. Gene Ontology annotation, cellular component: extracellular matrix. The transcript has 28 exons.
ACUCCAAGAAACCGCGUUUGAAGCCACUGAACCGGGGAACCAUGAAGAUGCUCCUGCCUCUGGUAAUCCUUCAGCUGCUGCUGGCUCCAGCCCUCACGGUGCCCGGCGUGGAUCACUGGGACUCGUGGAGUCCUUACGGAGAAUGCAGCCGGAGCUGUGGCACCGGAGUGACCAUGAGAACCAGACGCUGUAUCACACACAGGGCUGAUGGAGGACACAACUGCGUCGGACCAGAGAAGUCGUACCGCACCUGCAACAUCCAGGACUGUCCUGAGGGAUCCAAGGAUUUCCGUGAGGAGCAGUGCUCCAAUUUUGAUGGCACCGACUUCCAGGGGAAACGCUACAAGUGGCUCCCAUAUUAUGGAGCUGAGAACCCCUGUGAGCUGAACUGCAUGCCGAGAGGAGAAAACUUUUUCUAUCGUCACCGCAGCUCAGUGGUCGAUGGUACGCCCUGUCACCCCGGACGGAGAGAUGUUUGUGUGGAGGGAGUCUGCAAGCGUCUGGGCUGUGACAACAUGCUGGAGUCUCUUCAGCAGGAGGACCCCUGCCUGCAGUGUGGGGGGAACGGACAGUCCUGCUACCAAGUCAAGAACACUUUCUCUACCCAAAACCUGCCAACUGGCUACAACCAGAUGUUCAUCAUCCCUGUUGGAGCCACGACCAUCAGCAUCAGGGAGACGGUCGCCACACGCAACUACCUGGCCAUCAAGAACCUGCGUGGUGAGUACUACCUCAAUGGCCACUGGGUGAUUGAGUUCUCCAGGGCGACACCCGUUGCUGGGACGAUGCUGUACUACCAGCGAGGAGCCGAGGGCGACAACGUCCCUGAAACCAUCAUCGGCCGCGGCCCCACCACCGAGCCCCUCGUUGUUGAGCUGAUCAGCCAGGAGCCAAACCAAGGAGUGGACUAUGAGUAUUAUCUUCCUAAUGGACGCUCCAGACAGGGCUACUACUGGAGCUUUGGAUCCUGGUCUUCCUGCAGCAGAGAGUGUGGAUCAGGCUACCAGUCUCGUUUGGUCUUCUGCACCAUCGAUAACGAGGCCUACCCCGACUAUCUCUGUGCAUCUCUGCCGAGGCCACAGACCAACAGGACAUGCAACCCCCACCCAUGCCCACAGACCCGCAGCUGGAAAACCGGCGAGUGGAACACCUGCUCUGUUACCUGCGGUGGAGGCUCUCAGGUGCGCAGCGUGCAGUGCAUCUCCCAUGAUGCCGCGGGCCCCCGCGUGGUCGAGGAUGCCGUUUGUGCCACCUACGCCGAGGCACCACCCUCCAUGCAGACCUGCAACAUGCAGCAGUGUGCAGAGUAUCAAAUGUCCAGAUGGAGCGCGUGCUCUGUGACCUGUGGUAAAGGGGAACAGACCAGGGACGUGUUCUGUGCUGGUUCAGGAGGAAUGAGGCUGGAGGAAACAGCCUGCAGCGCUCUGCUCCGCCCGACUGCUGCCCGCCCCUGUGAGAUGGCGGCCUGCCUGAGACAGAUCAGCUGGCACGUUGGAGAGUGGGGACUGUGCUCCCAAAGCUGCGGCUCCGGCUCACGAGAGCGCCAGGUGAUCUGCUCUGACCAGGAGAGGAACCUGUACCCUGUGAGUCAGUGUAAUGCCCACCCCAAACCCUCCACCGUGGAGCGCUGCAACACCCAGUCCUGCUACAGCCCACAGAUGGUUCCCAGCGUCCAGGACCCCCGAGGACACGACAACACACAGACUGCUUUCCAGCCCUACGUGCCCGACCACGCAACAGUCCGCAGACCGGAGACGGAUCCGACCCAGACGAACACAGUCCACGACCCUCACGGCUCCUCCCCGGCCCUCCACUGCAGCCAGUCCCAUUAUGGCUGCUGCCCAGAUGGACGCACUUCAGCUGGGGGCCCCCAGGAUCUGGGCUGCCCACAUGUCCCAGCUCCCCCUCCUGCCCAGCCACACUGCAGCCAGACCAGUUACGGUUGCUGCCAGGACGGAGUGACGGCUGCUCAGGGCCUCAACAGAGAGGGCUGCACGGAGUACGUGGCCGUCGCACCCACUGUCGCUCCUUCUCUUCCCACUGAAAAUGCAGCACAGUGCCGUAUCACCACCUACGGGUGCUGUUAUGACCGCACCACGCCUGCAGAAGGACCCAACGGAGAGGGCUGCCCCAACCCACCCAACCACAUUGAGCGCUCCAUCUGCUCUCUGCCUCGCGCCGCCGGCUCCUGCAGCAGCUGGAUUUCACGCUACCACUACGACGUCAUCACCUCCAAGUGCGUGCACUUCUGGUACGGCAGCUGCCACGGCAACAGCAACAACUUCAUGACCCGCGCUGAGUGCCAGAGGGCGUGCCCGCCCGCUACCCAGCAGGGCCCGGGACCGGCUGCUCCCGCCGCAGUGCCGACUCCUAGAAGAGAACCCACCUCUGGAAGACCUGCAGCUGGAGGAGGAUCCAGAGCAGGGUCCACAGGUGCGGGGUCACGUAACAUGGGGAGGAUUUUCACAGUCCAGGGAGGCUCGGCUGGCAGCACCAGACAGGCCACGAGUGCCGCCACACACGCCCACAGAGCGAGAGCCUUUUUGCGCACUCGCCAGCCCGCUGCCCCUGCUACUGCAGCACAGCACACCGGACCAGCAGCGAGUUUGACCCUGGGAGAAGUGACCAUUGAUAAGACCGACCCUUCCACGGUGGAAGCUGUGGUGGGACAGACAGUUGUGCUGCCCUGCAGAGUCAGCCCGCAGCCGUCCUCCACUGUCAUUGUGGAGUGGAGGAGAGACGGCAUCCCUCUGUCCACUCGCAGGCAUCACCAGCAGCCCAACGGCUCCCUGUUAGUUGGUCCUCUCACUAAGUCGGACUCUGGUUGGUUCUUGUGCUUGGCUACUCGUGAACAGGAGAGAGACCAUCGCUACAUUUACCUGUCUGUCUCAGAGGGAUCAUCCCAGCCGGUUCCUACCUUACUGCCCAGAGAUGGUCCUUUCCCUCGGUUCAGUAUCGAGCGGUCAAGCUCGUCUUUUCUGGAAAUGCGAGCCGGACAAACUGCCAGACUGUCCUGCACGAUCGUCCCUCCUUCAGCUCUUCAGUCCGUCCUCAUCCAGUGGACGAAAGAUGGACAGACAGCCACUGACCCCAGGUAUUCUCAUAACUCAGACGGCACUCUGAUCAUCAGCUCUCUGAAGUCUGCAGACUCUGGAGUUUACACGUGUACAGCCUCCACUCAGCAGCAGCUGGAGCAGAAACAGCUGCAGCUCAAAGUCCAAGCUGACCUGCAGAUCACCACAGCUCCCAAUAACAUCCAGGUGUCUGAAGGCAGCACCGCUGUGCUGCCCUGUGUGGUGUCAGGGGACAACGUCAACAUCGGCUGGUCCAGAAACGGUGUCCCGGUGCGUCCAGAUGGUCGAAACAUCCAGACGUCGUCUGACGGCAGCCUGAUCCUGAAUAACGUGAAGCCUUCAGACGAGGGCACGUACACCUGUAACGCUUACACAGGGAUCUACUCUGUGAGCGCCACGGCUGAAGUCAGAGUCACCAAAGACUCACAACAAGGUGUCGAUGUGCCUCCAGAAUGCGUGGACCAGCCCGAGCUUGCCAACUGCGAGCUGAUAGUUUACGCCCGGCUCUGCUCCAACCCGUACUACUCGAGCUUCUGCUGCGCCAGCUGUGCCAGGCACUCACAGAGGAGCUCCAGGGGCAGCCAGUCGGGCCUGAAGCGCAGAGGGUUUUAAAGACUCUGGGGCCGGAGGCUGUUGGAGACACUGAAGCUGUUUUUUGGAAGACUGCAUUUUUUAAAAACCUUCCAACACUGAACUCUUGCCAAAAGGACUCAAACCACUCAUUUCUGACCAGGAACGUGCAGAAUCACAAAUCAAGACUGCGAUGACAAAAGGGACUGAUUACUGUAGUUUAAUCUGUGAGUCUGUUUUAACACUGAAUACAGAAACAUUAAAUUAAACACUCCAUGUUAAGUCUGUUGAAUGUGAUGAAGCAAAAGUCUUUUUGAUGUUCUUCCUCUGCCACGUUUUUAAAAUAAGUUAUUUACUCACUGGACCUACCGUACACGUUCUCUGUUUUCUAGAGAAUUAUUUUACUUUAUUAAAAGGAUUUGACAUGUAAAUCCAGUGAAAUGAUUCCGUCUCUGCUGUAUUAUUUUGACCACUGCUCUUUUUUUGCCAUUUCACUGAUAAAGAGUUGUAUUUUCUCUUUGUAAUGUUUAUUUUUAUGUAAUUAUU